UCUUGUCUGUGGAUCGUCAAACGAAUUUUUUUGGUGGGCCAAUCUGAGCAAACGAAAGAAGAAGAAGAAGAAGAAGAAGAAGAAGAAGAAGAAGAAGAAGAAGAAGAAGAAGAAGAAGAAUUGUGUGCUGAAGGGGCACCAAGUGAUGGAGCCCUUCAGCCCAGGAACCCUCUUUUGUGUUUUUUAUGUGAUGAUUACUACUCUGAGCCUUGUUUACUCUCCUGUUAUCACACAUUUUGUUCACGAUGCCUUCGGGGAAGAGAUGUAGAUGGAAAACUAACCUGUCCACUUUGUGGGCAGACAACACAGUUGAAAGAAGGAGCACCCCUACCUCCAGCUGAUAUGUUGAUGCGUCAGUUAAUAGAACUCUCCAAUGCUGAAAACCCUCCUUGUGCAAACUGUGACAAAAGAGAUAAAGCUUCAAUGUAUUUUUGUUCAACAUGUGGGCAAGCAUUAUGUAGUCAUUGCCGGGAGAAUACUCAUAGGGCUAAAAUGUUUUCGACUCAUGAGGUAGUGCACAUGUCCAAGUGUUCUAAGGAGGGACAUCGCCGUUGUGCUGUCCAUGGUGAGCAGUACAUCAUGUUUUCCAAUUCUCAGAAGAACAUGUUGUGUGUUAAUUGUUUCCGAGAUACCCCUGCAGAAGCAAGACUGCAUUGUGUAGAUAUUGAUACUGCUUACACACAGGGUUGUAAGAAACUGGACAGAGCAGUAUUGGUAGGUACUGUUUAAAAUUAAUCUGUUUAGAUGGUGGAUUUCUUGGUGUACUGAACAUGUUAUUGACGAAAAGGACUUUUACCAGAUUUCAUUGCUCAGUUUUUAACUUCUGUCUAUUGUUCAUUGAUUGAGCCAGAGUAGUUAUAUGUAGUUAAGUUCUUUUUUGCUAUAGCUGUAUUUCAUCACUAGUUCAGAAUAUGUUUUAUUUUAAGGUCUUCUAAAUACUUAGUGAUAUAUCUGAAAUGAGUGUUUCUUGCAAUAAUGCACACAUGUAUUAGUUACAUACAUCUGCUGUGAUGAUCUGUUUCUAACAAGAUACUCUCUGAGGUGUUUCUGCCAACACUGACUUAGCAAUGUUUUGAUAAUUUUAUUCAUUUUGUCAAGAUGUAUAAAAUUACAUCAAAACAAGUGAUUGGUGAAAUUAUGUAAGGCUUACAAGGUUUUAAAAGUAAGAAAUUGAUGUAAAGAAAGAAAAAUGCUUCAUUGAAUAACCUCUUCCUCUUAUAUUUUGUUUUAAUUUGCUUUCUAUAAGAAUUGCUGAUUUCAUGGUUCAUUGAUCUGCUUAAUUAAGUACUUUCCUUUAUCUUGUAUGGUUCUGAAAAGGUUUAAUUUUGAUUUGCUUUCUACCUACUCUUUAUUCUUUUUCAGACUGAUUAUUUUAUUUCCCCAAUAUUUGAGUUUUUAUUCAAUAGUAUGCAUUUGAUUUGCAUGCUGACGCUUAAAUUUCAAGAAAUUUUCCAAGCUUUGUCUUGUAACACCAUUAAGAAGAUAUAAAAGUUAAAAACAUACAAAAACAAACAAGGGGCUAAAAACAUGAAAUUUAACAUGGCUCCAAAUUUUUUGUUUAAACUUUGCCCUCAGAUAGCAAAAAGAUCUCUGUUAAAAAAUUGCACGGGUCUCAUUUUCAUUAAAAUCCCUUUUUUGAAAAAAGGCAAAAUUUCAAAUUUUUUCAGUGUACUAAACUACAAUAUUGAACAUUGAGAUUUGUUUCCUUAAUAAAAUUGGUUCAAAAACAGAUCUUGAAAUAUCGUCCUGUACAAUUUUUCGAAAAUAACAGUAGUUUACUCAUAAUUUUGCAAGGAACAUUGUCUUAAACAAUUAUUUUCCUAAAAAUGUCUCCAAAUUUUUUCUUUAAAUUUUCUCCUCACAUGUAUCAAAGGGCAGUAACAAAAUUGGUGCUGGUCUCGUUUCCGUCUUUUUGAAAAUUGCAGAAAAUGGACAUUGCAAAUGUUCAUUAUUAAAGAUAGAGAUUUGUUCUUAAAUGAAAUUAUUUUAAAAAACAGUGUCUCUGAAAAAGGUCAUGUACAAUUUUUGGAGAAAAUGAAAAGUUGUCAUGUAAUUUGUGCUUUAUAUUAAUGAAAUUUAUUAAAAAAUUCUCAAAUAUGGCUUCAAUUUUUUUUCCAUGAAUAGAACAAAGAAUGCUUAGAAUAAUGGCACUGGUCUCGUUUUUGUUUAACUCUGAAUUUUCAAAAAUCCUGAAAGUUAGAAAUAAUGUGAUAGAGUAUAUUAUGUAACAUCACUAGUUUAAAGCUUUCUAAUGUAGUGUUGAGGCCAAGGAAGAUUAGAAAAAAUUCAUAGAUUAUCUGAAGGGAUUAAAAUGUAAUGGCAUGUCCUUUUUAUUGUACAAUAGUGAUGUGACAUCGACAAAAAACAUCAAUGUUGCUAGGGAGGGGGAGGGGGACAAAGUCAGGAUAUCCUAAGUAGUUGGAUAUGAGUGGUUACACUGUAUUCAAGGAUACAUUUUUGUAGUUUAUAAGGUCUUAAAUAUUCAAAACUAUAUUGGGAAUUCUGAUUUUUGUCAUGCUAUGUCACUGAGCAUCUUAUUGUGACAUUUAGAACCUGGGGCACAGACAUUUAGAGCAUGACAUUUGCAGCAUGGUGAGCAGUGAAAAGGGAUCGCUACCUCCUGCUAUCAUCCACCCUCUUACAUGCUAAUACAAAAUGUUUUUAGUUUCGAAAUCUCAAAUGUGGAGCUAGAUGUGAGGAAAAAAAGAAAUUUAUCCGUGUACAAGAUAUACUUGUAUUGACUGAGGAAAUGUAUGCUUAAUCCAUUAUCUACUUCAUCAUUUGUGCAAUAUAGAAUUUGAAGGAAGUUUCUGUAGGGGAUUUAAAUGAUAACCAAGAAAUCUUGAGUGAGAAUAUCCAGUAAAAUUGCUUCCUAGUCAUGUUUAACUAAAUAUUAUUUUCCCAAAACUGUGUAUCCAAAAAAGAAGUGCAUUGUGAUGGGGAGAGACAACAUGAUGGAAAGUUGAAUCAUUUGGAUGUUUCAGACACAAAAAAUUUGAAUUUUUGUCUGUGAGGCUUAGUUUUAAUGGAGCAGCACUGAAAUUCAAGCAAAAACAAAACUGUUCAAUUCUUUUGGCAUUUGGUUAUUGAGCUUUGGUGUCACUUGCCUGGGUUUUUUAAUAAGAGAAUCCUUAUUGUCGGGAAAGUAAAGUAUAACAUACAAAUGGAGGCUCUAUGAAUAAUAUGCUCUUCCAGCAAAUAGUGUCCUAACCAAAGCCUCAUAUGAUCCACUGCCUGUUGUAAUUUAUUUGUAUAAAUAUGAGGUUAAUGUAGUAAAUGACUCACUGUGUUGCAUUUGUUUUGUUUACUAUAUUGUUUUUAACAUGAUGCAACUUUGUUUUAUAAUAAUGAUAAUAAAUAAGAUAAUUAAAGUAUAUGGAAUUAUAUACCUUAAUAAAGAAUAUGCCUUGCUGGAGUUUUUAAUGCACUUAUUCAGGGGCUUAUAUUAUCCACGAUCUAGUACAUUUGGAGCAGUAGCCACAGAAACCAUAAAUUAAGUUAAUUAUGUUACACAUUCGGAAUUCUUCCAAAUUCUGUCAGCCUUCAUGCAGCUUGUUGCAUGUAUUUUGCAAACGUGCAUUCCCGCCUGAGAUAUGGCAUAAUAUUCUGAGGAAGCUCAUCAUGUAGUACCCAGACCUGUAGAUUGCAAAAGAAAAUUAUUCAAAUAAUGCAAAAAAUGCCAUCCACGUGAUCCCUGCAAGCCUUUCUUCAUUGAGCUUGGAAUCUUACCACUGCCUUUUUAUUUACAAAUCUGUAAUAUUUGUCAAAAGUGACUUACUUAACGGUGGAACAUAUUUUUAUGGACUACUGAUAUUUAUAAUUACAACAUACGUCCUAGAAAUCACGUUCAUCAAGUGUCAACAUCAUCAGCUUGCUAUCAGAAAUCU
This is a messenger RNA of Gryllus bimaculatus (two-spotted cricket), 3887 nucleotides long. The record is from the annotation of a GenBank genome assembly. Lineage: Eukaryota; Metazoa; Arthropoda; Insecta; Orthoptera; Gryllidae.